UGUCGAAAUUAACGCGUUAAUUGCGAUAAUUAAAUUUUGGAAUUAAUUACGUUAGAAUAUUUAACUAUUUAGCGCAACACGCAGAUAAGUCGCUCCCAUAAUUCCACUUGAUUUGUUUACCGCGCCACUGAAAAUGGAGAAGCAGGAACAGGAUGGCCUUCUGGAUGGGGAAUUUAAAUACAAGAAGAACAUAGAUGGGACAAUAAACAAACCCGUUGUAAUUUGCACUCACUGUAGUAAAGAGUUUCAAUUUCACCGUUCAAAUUCGACCUUAAAAUACCACCUUAAUGCCAAACACGCGUUUGUCGGGGCAGCAGCUUCACCCGGCCUGCGUCAGACCACUCUUAGUGAACGCAGGCCACUCGGUAAGUCUUCUUUGGACAAACUGACCGACAAUAUAGCCAAAUGGAUAGCAAAGGACUGUAGACCGCUAAGCAUUGUGGAGGACAAGGGCUUUGCGGAUGUUUUAAAGGUUGCAUGUCAGGACGCGUCCUACAAGCCCCCAGCGAAAAGCACAAUAACAAUUCGAAUCCACGAACUGUAUGAAACGGAGAAAAAGAAAAAAGAAGAGGCUUUAGUUCACACAGAAUGCGUGGCUCUGACAGGAGACCACUGGACAUCAUUGAGUAAUGACAAUUACCUGGGAGUUACUGCGCAUUUAAUCACUGAAGCCUGGGGUCUGACAUCCUUUGCGCUGACUAUAAUGAAAACGGAAGAGCGGCACUUUGCGGAGGCUUGUGCAGAGCAGUUCCAGACUGUUGCUCGCAGGUGGAGAAUUGAGGAGAAGGUGAGAACAGUAGGCACGGACAGUGCGCGCAAUAUGAUCGCCGCGGCUCGCAUCAUACCAUUCAAUCACAUGCCGUAUACCGCGCACAUUCUACAGAGAUGCAUCACAGUGAGUCUCGCAGACAGUGGCUUUGUCACUGCGCUGGCCAAAUGCCGCAAAAUUGUUGGCCAUUUUAAGCACAGCCCAGCAAACACAGCAGAGCUGAACGCAGAGCAGGUGUCACUGGGGCGCAAGCAGGAGCCGUUGCCCCAGGACGUGCCUACGCGCUGGAACUCCACGCUGGAGAUGGUGAAGCGCUUGAUCCGCAACCAAACUGCAGUAACCGCGACUCUGGAUAAACAAAAGCAUAAACUUGUCCUCCUGACGCCUCCAGAGUGGGACAAACUCCAGAGACUGGAGACACUUCUAGAGCCCUGCAGAUAUGUGACUGAACUGCUGGGAGGAGAGGCCUACGUCUCCUGCUCUGUAGUUCUACCAGCCUUCUGCCACCUGCGCCGUGUCAUGGAAGUAACUGAUGAGGACCCUGCAUAUGUGGUGAGGUUUAAAGAGAAGUUUAAGGAAGACCUUGCUUCCCGCCAGGAACAUACCAACUAUGCAUGGCUCCAGAUCGCAACUGCACUGGACCCACGUUUUAAAGACCUACGCAGUGUGCCCAAGACUGACAGAGAAGCAGUGUGGACCACACUGGCAGGCAUGCUGCAUGAAGACUCUCCUAGAAGAUCACACACUGCAGAAGAAGGUCCAGCCAAGAAGAGGCUGAGCCUGCUGCAGAUGGACUCUCAGGAUGAGUACCAGAGGAGGAGAUACCUGGCCACUCCUGCCUCCACAGUGCCCUGUGAGAGGCUGUUCUCUGUAGCAGGGCACAUUGUGAACAAGAAGAGGUCUGCUCUGCACUCAGAGAACGUGGACAAGUUGGUUUGUCUCAGCAACUGGCUGAAGGAUGAGUAG
Molecule: messenger RNA, 1735 nt
Organism: Oreochromis niloticus (Nile tilapia)
Lineage: Eukaryota; Metazoa; Chordata; Actinopteri; Cichliformes; Cichlidae
Product: zinc finger BED domain-containing protein 4
Exons: 3
Coding region: 134-1735 (533 amino acids)
Molecular function (GO): protein dimerization activity
Source: RefSeq, a predicted model, not a curated record